Molecule: messenger RNA, 1067 nt
Organism: Gossypium raimondii (Peruvian cotton)
Lineage: Eukaryota; Viridiplantae; Streptophyta; Magnoliopsida; Malvales; Malvaceae
Product: probable calcium-binding protein CML25
Exons: 1
Coding region: 299-892 (197 amino acids)
Molecular function (GO): calcium ion binding
Source: RefSeq, a predicted model, not a curated record
UGCUUCCAAGUUCCGUUUUCUCCACAAAUUGUGUGUAGUAAUCACCGCCUAAACUCCCUCUAUAACAAACCCAGCCAGUAACACAUCCCCAUUCCCCUCCUCUAUAUUUAGCAAUCAACAAUAAUCUGCAAAAUCAAAAUCCCAUUUUUUUCCGUUUCUACUUAUAAUGCCGUAAAGGAUAGAAUUUCCCUUUGUUCAGUAUAUAUAAUCCACUCACCUCAUCUUUUUAUCUAUUUCAAAACCAUUUUUUUAAUUUGUUGUUGAGUUUUUUAUACCAUAAAAAAAAAAUCACAAUCUAAUGGGAUUUGGGUCGAUUUUCAAUAGGAAAAAGAAGCUGCGUUCUAGAAAUUUAACUGAUUCUCCAACUGUCUCUUCAAGUGGAUCAUUGUUCCUUCAAUCUCCUGUGCGAAAUUUUACCCAAACCCAACUCCAAGAAAUCGAAGAAGUGUUCAAAAAGUUCGAUGCGAAUGGAGACGGUAAGAUCUCAGCCUCUGAACUGGGUUCCAUCAUGAAAUCACUCGGUCAACAACCCUCCGAUGAAGAACUCCACAACAUGAUCAAAGAAUUCGACGCCGACGGUGAUGGGUUCAUAAAUUUCAACGAGUUCAUCGAGUUGAACACCAAAGGAGUCGACUCGGAAGAGGUUUUGGAGAACUUGAAGGACGCUUUCUCGGUUUAUGACAUUGACGGGAAUGGUUGGAUUUCAGCUGAGGAACUCCACGAGGUUCUUAAGAGCCUCGGAGAAGAAUGCUCGAUCGCAGAGUGUAGGAAGAUGAUAAGUGGAGUCGACAAUGAUGGGAAUGGGAUGAUUGAUUUCGAAGAGUUUAAGGUUAUGAUGAUGGCUGGAGCCACCUUUGUUUCCAUGGAUUCUAAGAGAGAUGUUGCUGUCUAAAUCAACUGAUGCUCUGGUUUUUUUUUUCUGGGUAUCAAUCUGCUUAAUCCAUAGAGCAGCUUGUUUUUAUUUUUAUUUUAUUUUUUAUUUUCUUAUAUUGGUCUUAUGAAUUUGUGUAUAUUUUGGAUUACUAUCAACUUCUCUUUCUAUGGAAUUUAAUGGUUAUUUUGGAUAA